This is a messenger RNA of Cricetulus griseus (Chinese hamster), 3409 nucleotides long. Lineage: Eukaryota; Metazoa; Chordata; Mammalia; Rodentia; Cricetidae. The record is from RefSeq and is a predicted model, not a curated record.
GGAAGUGCAGGUUGUGGGCCGCUCUGGCCCUCCGGAGGACUCGUAGUCGUUGCCCGAGGCCCUUCGCGGCUCUCCUCGCCUCUGGUCGGCGGUGGGCGGGUCUGACGUGUGCAGUCUGCGGCGUCGUACCGCUCUGCUGUAGCUCUGGGUUAUUAGACCAUGGGACAGCAGGAUGUGUGGCGGCUCCUGUCGAGGAGAAUGUCCAUGCAUACAGAAGCUUCGGAAGUGCUGCUGGAGAGGAGAGGCUGUGCGGGAGUCAUAACACUGAACAGACCCAAGUUCCUCAACGCUCUGUCUCUGAACAUGAUCCGGCAGAUCUAUCCACAGCUAAAGAAGUGGGAACAGGACCCUGAGACAUUCCUGAUUAUCAUAAAGGGAGCUGGAGGAAAGGCCUUCUGUGCUGGAGGUGACAUCAAAGCAAUCUCAGAAGCUAAAAACACAAGGCAGAAUUUGACACGAGAUUUUUUCAGAGAAGAAUAUAUACUGAACAAUGCCAUUGCUUCCUGUCAGAAACCAUAUGUUGCCCUUAUUGAUGGGAUCACAAUGGGUGGGGGAGUUGGUCUUUCAGUUCAUGGACGAUUCCGAGUGGCUACUGAAAGGUCCCUCUUUGCAAUGCCAGAAACAGGAAUAGGGCUAUUUCCUGAUGUGGGCGGAGGUUAUUUCUUGCCAAGACUUCAAGGAAAGCUGGGUUACUUCCUUGCACUGACAGGGUUCAGAUUGAAAGGAAGAGAUGUGCACAGAGCAGGGAUCGCCACACACUUUGUAGAUUCGGAGAAGUUGCACAAGUUAGAGGAAGAGUUGUUGGCCUUGAAGUCCCCAGCAGCAGAAGAUAUUGCAGGUGUCUUAGAAAGCUACCAUGCAGAGUCCAAGAUGGAUCAAGACAAAUCUGUCAUAUUUGAGGAACACGUGGACAAAAUAAACAGAUGUUUUUCAGCCAAUACUGUGGAACAAAUUAUUGAAAACUUACGGCAGGAUGGUUCACCAUUUGCCAUAGAACAACUGAAGGUAAUUAGUAAAAUGUCUCCGACAUCUCUGAAAAUCACCCUGAGGCAGCUCCUGGAAGGCUCCUCAAAGACCUUGCAAGAGGUACUGACCAUGGAAUACCGGCUAACUCAAGCAUGCAUGGAAGGUCAUGACUUUCAUGAAGGCGUUAGAGCAGUUCUUGUUGACAAAGACCAGAGUCCAAAGUGGAAACCAGCCAAUUUAAAUGAAGUUACUGAUGAAGAUUUGAAUAGUUAUUUUAAAUCUCUGGGAAGCAGUGAUUUGAAAUUCUGAGGCCCAUAUUCAUCCAGCCUGCAAACAGGAAAUAGUUUUCUGACUUCUAAAUUAUUGAAAAUGAAAUGAAAAGACUAACAUUUUAUGAUACGAUGGUCACCUGAAGUUUAAACACCAGUGUUUGUGUUUCAUGAGACAACAGUUAGCUCAAACACUAAUGUUUAUAGAACUUUACUCCAUAGCCGUACUUGUUGUCAUCUAUGGCUAUUGGAAGUGGCCAUGGAUAGUUUAAAAGAAAAUGGCCCCCAUAGGGAGUGGCACUAUUAGGAGGUGUGGCCUUGUUGGAGGAAGUGUGGGUGGGCUUUGAGGUCUCCUAGGCUCAUGCUAAGCUCAGUGAAACACAUUUGCAUCUGCUACCUGGGAUCAAGAUGUGGAACUCUAAGCUCCUUCUCCAGCACCAUGUCUGCCUUGCUUCCCACCAUUAUGAUAAUGGACUAAACCUCUGAACUGUAAACCAGCUCCAAUUAAAUGUUUUCCUUUAUAAGAGUUGCUAUAGUCCAAGUGUCUCUUCACAGGAAUAGAAACAUUAAGACACCAUGAUGAAUACUGUAUGGCCUUCAAAGCCUUAAGUGUCUACUGUGAUCUUCAGAAAUGGUUUGCUGGGUCCUGGUUCAAAAGAUGGGAAAUUCUCAAGAGCUCCAGAGAGUCUUGAGUUAUUAUCUCUCAUUAAAAUAGUGACUUUAGCUUCCAGUGGCAGUUUAUAUGUUAAUCAAAUUAUGUAUAGUUUAUCAAAAAUAAAGACACUGAAAUUUGGAGGGGGUAUGUUAAUUUUUUAUAAACAUUUCUUUAAAAAAUGUGAGUGAAUUUAAAAGAACACUGUAGCAGAAGAGUUACUUUGUAAACAGGAAAAACUUUAUUCGAAAAGAAAAAGAUUGCAUAAAGUUCCAACUCCAGAACACUACUAACUCAGCCUUCCCUGGGUCAUCAGAACAUACCUCCCCAGCAGAAAUGAAAGCAUUUUUCUUGUUAUGUGCAGUAUUUGCUAACCUGGGAAAAAUAAGGAAUUAAACUCAUCUCUAAGAAAGACACGGCCUUGCUUUUUAUAAGAUACAUCAAACCUUUAUAUGAAAAGUUAGAAGCAAUUUAAAAUAGAAACAUCUUUAGUAAUUGGAAGUCAGCAGAAUUUUUCAAAUAUUUUUUGUGUAUGCAUAUUUUGCCUGCAGAGCCAUAAGAAAUGGCUGGAUCCCUGGAUCUGGAGUUAAAGACAAUUAUGAGCUACCAUGUGGGUGCUGGGAACUGAACCCUGGUCCUCUGGAAGAGCAGCCAGUGCUCUAAACUACUGAGCCAGCUCUCUAACCCCUGACAGGUUUAAGUCAGAAUAAUUUUAUAUUAGAAUCAGCUAAUCAUUUAUUUUGUAUCUUGUUAUAAUUUCUCCUCCAUCCGAGGCUCCUGAAAAAACUAGGAGAAUGUGAGGUAAGAACAAAACCAACACAACUGACAAGAGCAUUGGGCUCAAGUUGGACUUGCAUUGGGCUCACAUUGGGCCCAAUGUCUGCCAUGUUCCCACGGAGGAGGAGGCUCCAGCCACAGGGUAUUGCUUUACAUUUUCUCAGCUCUUAAUCUAUUUAACAUGCAGGACUUUCCAUCCUGACAGUUCAGAACACAGAACAUGUCUGAACUAGUACCAUGGUAUUGACCAUGUUUUACAUUUAUGUUCUUAAAGCUCCUAAAUUAGACCUUAGUAACCCAAGAGCUUGCCUGUGUAAUGUACUUUCAUUCACUUGGUGCGUGUUAGCAAUACAGAAUAGAAUAGAAGUCUUUAUGUGCAACAUCAGUGGACCACAUCAACAAGUAUUUGCUUCAAUUAAGUAAGUACUGACAGCUAAUUGCAAUUGGACUUUUAUUAUAGUUACAAAGAAAACAUUUUCACAAAAAUAUUUGGGGAAAUAUAUAUCACUUCAGAGUUAACUCCUACAGUGAGGGGAAUUUGCUAACAAAACUUGGGUUUGUGAGUAAAGUAGCAGCUAAUUCUUUAGAGCUAGCUUUUGUGGCUCCUAGGAAAAAACACAUGGCUUGCUGGGUCAUUUCACAUAGAUACUAUAUUUGUAUAGACAUUACAUAUGCAUUACUGUUUCUUGACAUCAUUUAUACAUGUCUAGCUUCUGAUUUCUAAAAUAAUAAAAUGUAGAACGUA